AAAAUACAAGGGCAUUUACGUAACCCCAAACUCUAUAAAUAUACAAAGACAAAUCUCCAAAACUCUACAAAAAUCUCCAAGGACAUUAUUUACAGAAAAGAGAUAAAAAAUUCAGGGAAAAAAAAAUUAAAUUAUAAAGAUGGGGAAUUGUAUAGUAGUGGAGAAGAAAGUGAUAAAGAUUAUGAGAAAUGAUGGAGAAGUAGUUGAAUACAGAGGUCCCAUGCAUGUUCAUGACAUCCUCACCCAAUUCUCUGGUCACUACUCUCUCUUUGAUUCUCUGUCCAACAACUAUCAUCUUCAUCCACAAGCCAAGCUUCUAUGUGGUCGUCUCUACUACCUCAUGCCAAAGCAGACGACCACAGUCAAGCAUAAGAAGAAAGUCAGGUUUGUAAAUCCAGAGGUAGAGAAUAAAGAAGGAGAUGGAUAUUGUGGUGACAACACUGAGGAGAAGAGUCCUAGUGUUGUGAGAGUGAAGAUGGUUGUGAGUAAGCAAGAGCUCGAGAAGCUGCUUCAGGGAGGCUCAGUUCAUGAAAUGGUCUAUAGAAGUCUUGCUAAGCAACAUCUUUGCCAUGAUGAUGAUGAGGAUACGUGUGUUAGAGGCUGGAGACCUUUGUUAGAUAGUAUUCCUGAGUCUUGUUAG
Molecule: messenger RNA, 640 nt
Organism: Eruca vesicaria subsp. sativa (arugula)
Lineage: Eukaryota; Viridiplantae; Streptophyta; Magnoliopsida; Brassicales; Brassicaceae
Source: the annotation of a GenBank genome assembly